Amyelois transitella is the source of this 3346-nucleotide messenger RNA. Its product is annotated as zinc finger MYM-type protein 1. Gene Ontology annotation, molecular function: protein dimerization activity. NCBI's taxonomy places the organism in Eukaryota, Metazoa, Arthropoda, Insecta, Lepidoptera, Pyralidae. The coding region runs from base 366 to 2939 and encodes 857 amino acids. The transcript has 2 exons. Gene Ontology annotation, cellular component: membrane. The record is from RefSeq and is a predicted model, not a curated record.
GUGACGAAUUCGGGGAAUCCUUUCUCUUUGAAUGAUAUUUUGUAGCGACUGGCAACAACGUCUAUACUGGUUUGUGGGAAUUCCCCGUUUAUGACUAACAAUCAGCGAGAAUGACUUCUAUUACAUAUAUAUUAAGUUCAAUAUAGCUUAUUACACCUACGGGGAAGCCCCUUUAAAGUACGGGGAAUUACGUGCUUUGACAAAGUUUGACAAUUCAGAGAAAGUUUUAUUGAUGGAUCGUCAGUUGUCCAAUUCACAUUGUCUCGUAUUUUAACUAUGUUACGCUUUCUAAAUUGUGAUUUUUGUGCAAAUAAGUACGUGUAGUGGUGGUGAAAUUAUUGAACAACUUUUAACUGUCAUCAAAAAUGAAAAGAGUAAAAGAAAGUGGGGCAUCUUACCGUAAUAAGAGAAGAGCUAAGUUGGAAAAUAUUAGAGCAAAUGAAGGAGCUUUACUUAAAUAUGUGAAAAGUGUUAUUCCUGAGACGUCAGAUUCCUCGUUAGGUUUAAAUUCAUCACAGACAACUUCAAACUCAGAACAAGCUGAAAAAAUACAAGAACUUGACACUGUUCCUAAAGAUCAUAUUCCAACAACAUCUACUGCAUUAGUGUCUCCAUCUGUAUGUCCAGACAUGGACAUGCAUAGUUCAGAAACAGAGAUUGAUACAACAUCAGCAUUGUCUCUUAUUCAAUACCAAAAUUUCGACGAUAUUGGAACAUGGCCUGAACACAUAGACGACAAUAUCCGAUUGCAUCUCAUUCAGCAAGGACAGGAAAUUAUUCAGCAUAUUGAUACUAAUUUUGCUGAAAUGUCAACAGUAACACGCUCAGAUUCGUGCUCCUUAAAAUCAAAAGGAGAGACAAGACGGCUUACUAAGGAAUGGUUUUACCGUACAUUGACUAACGGCGAAAAAGUUUUACGUACUUGGAUGGCUUAUUCUCCAUCUAAAGCAUCAUUAUUUUGCUUUUGUUGUCGUUUAUUUGAGAACGUAAAUACACCGAAUGGAUCUAAAUUUUGCUCAUCUGAUGGAUUUAAUACUUGGUGGAAAUUAAAUCCUAAGGUUUCAAGUCACGAAUCAAGUGCACUACACAUCCAAAAUUAUUGUAAAUGGAAGGAGUUGGAGAGCAGACUUCAAAAAGGACAGACUAUUGACAAAAAAGAGCAAGACAUAGUGGCAAAAGAAAUAAAGAAAUGGCAGGAAAUUCUUAUCAGAAUGUUUGAUAUUAUAAGAUUCCUUGCCAAACAAAAUUUGGCUUUACGUGGACAUAUAGAAAACGACACCAGUACCAAUAGAGGUAACUUUUUAGAAUUGGUUAAUUUAAUUGCAAAAUACGAUCCUGUACUUCGUGAACAUCUUGUAAGGUCUAAAAUGUGUGGCAAAAUUUCAAUCACUUAUAUGUCACCACAAAUACAAAACGAAUUUAUUGCCAUUUUGGGAGAUAAUGUUCGCCAACAUAUCAUCGGACAAAUAAAAAAGGCUAAGUAUUAUGCAAUUAUAUUCGACAGCACUCCAGAUCUUUCUCAUAAAGAUCAAACAAGUCAGGUAUUAAGAUACGUAGUAAUUGAAAAUCAGGAGGUAAAAGUAAUGGAAUCUUUUAUAGAUUUUAUUGAAACUAAAGACAAAACUGCUGAAGGAAUUUCAAAGAUGAUUUUGGACAAGAUUCAAGCUGAUGGCCUAGAUAUAAGCAACUGUAGAGGCCAAGCAUAUGAUAAUGCUGCUGUUAUGGCUGGAAAGUAUUCAGGAGUUCAGCAAAGAAUUCAAGAAAUAAACCCUAAAGCUGAAUUCGUACCUUGCUCAAAUCAUUCUUUAAACCUAGUUUGUUUACACGCUGCCUCAGUUGAGGUGGAUUCAGUAACUUUUUUCGGCACUUUAGAACGUUGCUUUUCAUUUUUUUCCUCAUCGACACAUCGUUGGGAAGUUCUGAUAGCAGCUACAGGCAAAAGCUUAAAAAGGGUUCAAGACACGCGGUGGAGUGCAAGAGGCGAUGCCGUAAAUAUGACAUGGCAUCAUUACAAAGACAUUCUCGUCACUUUGGAAAAACUGACAGAGGCAGGUGAAAGCUUAAACACUAGGACAGAUGCAGGUGCUUUACUAGUGUCGAUGCAGUCAUUUUCCUUUCUUUGUUUUUUGGGCCUGUGGCAACCGGUGCUACAUGAAGUGAAUGAUGCACAAAAAUAUUUACAAACAAGAGGACUUGACAUAAGAUUGUGCGCUCAGAAAGUAAAUGCUUUGCAGAUGAUAUUGACAGAGAAAAGAGAGGAAUGGGCAAAUGGCGCUGUAGGUUAUGCAAAAGAUAUGUGUGAAGAACUUGGAAUUUCCAUAAAACCUCUGAGGCGCAUAACAAGAAAGCAUAUUUUUGAUGACGGAACUAGAGAUGUUAACUUGUCUUGUGAAAAUGAGUUGAGACGAAAGCUGUUUUCUUCGUUAGAUAGAGUUAUUGUAGAAAUUCGUGAGCGUUUUCAACAGCUACAGAAUUUAACGGAUAAGUUUGCUUAUCUAACGCCGGCUAUAUUAUUAGAUCCAGACAACACUGAAUGUAAUCUAGACUACGCAUCUGACGAAAUUGACGAGCAGGAUUUCAAGCUGGAACGACUUCGACUGCGGACUUUCGUUGCUGCUACAGGCAACGAAAAUAAAUUGAUUAAUGCAGACUCACUUGAAUUAUUUAAAUUUAUUAUUAAAUCCAAGCUGGAAGAUACUCUGCCCAAUAUUUUAAUAAUGUUCCGAAUAUUUUUUACAAUUGCCAUAAGCAAUGCCAGCUGUGAGAGAAGUUUUUCAAAAUUGAAAUUAAUUAAAAAUUAUUUAAGAUCAACAAUGAGUACUCUAAGACUAACUAAUUUGGCUAUUUUGUCUAUUGAACAAGAGGUGUGUGAUGCGAUAGACAUUGACGGUGCAAUAAAAGACUUUGCUCUUAAAAAAAGUAGACGUAUAAAUUUUUAAUUGAAGACGGAAGUUUUGUUUUUAAUUGUAACAAAUACUCAUAUUACUAUUCAAUAAAAAUAUAACAUUGUAGUAUCGUUCUAGUUCUAAUUAAAAAUUGAUUUUAUUUAAUCUUGUCGAUCAUCAAGGUGUAAUUAAUCUUAAGUGAUAGGUACCUAAGUUAUAUCAAUGUAUCUAAGUGGUUAAAGUAAAAGAUUUUUUGUUUAAUAAACGUGAUUGUAAAACUUAAAUAAACUUUUUUAUUUAAAAUCUAACCUGUAUAAUGCAAAAUAAUGAUGACUGCUCUCGCCGAAAAGUUCUCUAUAAUUAAUAUAUGUAAUGUAUAGUAUACAUUAAAUUAAAAUACCUAAAUAAGAGGGCGGCAAAAUGGUUUUCCGCCCCGGGCAGCCGACACUCACGCUACGCCA